Gilbertella persicaria is the source of this 651-nucleotide messenger RNA. RefSeq lists its product as uncharacterized. The coding region runs from base 217 to 639 and encodes 140 amino acids. Gene Ontology annotation, cellular component: mitochondrion. The record is from RefSeq and is a predicted model, not a curated record. Lineage: Eukaryota; Fungi; Mucoromycota; Mucoromycetes; Mucorales; Choanephoraceae. Gene Ontology annotation, biological process: intrinsic apoptotic signaling pathway. The transcript has 4 exons.
AAAAAAAAAAAAAAAAAAACAAACAAUGGCAAACAUAUUUGUGGUGAGUUUGCUUCUAAUAAAAGCCAGAGAAAAAGCUUAUGCAUUAUCUAGCAAGCUACAAAAACAUCAGCCCUACUUUUUCCCAAGCGAACAAUAGCUACUGGUUUGAUUUGUCAAUCUAAAGCUAAAAAGACCGCAUGGUCCGAGAACUUAUCUGCACCAGUUGCUGCUGAUAUGAUUGGCACACCAGACCCUAUCUCAAACCUUCGACCUGUCAAAUAUUACAUACCAACUGAUGAAACAGAACAAGAAAAAGAAUGGAGAGAAUCAUGCCAGAAAGUAGAUGCUUUUAAUGAAGAAUUUUGGCAUAAAAACAAUACUUUAUUUACACAAGCCAAAGCAGAUUACGAAGCAGAAUUGAAAGCAAAAGGACAAGAAAUAACUGCCGAAGCCAUGUCUGUCUUCUACAAGGACUUUUUGGAUAAAGCUUAUGAUCGUCAAAUGGAAUACAACCGUGCUUGGUGGAGAAUGAAUAUUGCUCAAUUAUACCCUGGAUUCAAAGCAGCAUUACGCUCCCUGAAAUCGGAAAAUCAUCAUGCAACUCAACAAAUAAGCAGUAAAGAAUUUAGCUUUUGGGAAAAGAGUUUUGAAUCAUAGAAUAAAACUAUU